CUUAAAAUUAUCCGCAAACAUGAUUAAGUUAAUGCUAUUUUCCACUAAUUGCAAUUAAUUACUAUCGCUAGUUGCAGCUCCUGAACAGCCAACGUUGACGAUAAAGAGAAGGCCGAGGGGUUUGAGCAUUUCGUUUACGUCGUCUUUGGCGAUAACAAAACAAUGUUCUAUCGAAACUUUUCACGGUGGCGACCUCAUAUCAAAAAAUACUUACGACAUCAUCACCAACUGGCAGCACAUCAAUGUUUCGAUGGACGAUCUUCUUCCUAGUUCUGUGUACGACUUCUCGUCGUGGUGCUGCAACCACGUCGGCUGUUCACUGCGAACCAACGCCUCAGAAGCAACCGAGUUCGAGGCUCCGGUGGUGAGAGACAGGCUGCAAGUCGUGAGCAUUUACGACACUAUCGCAAUCUUACGACUUCCCACCGUCGAAGCUGGAGACGCUCAGACGAAUUUCACGAUUAUGGUUCAUAAUAUCAGUGCUGGCUUGGAAGAAGUAAAUUUUACAGCUGAAUUUCACAAAUGGCGGAGAGCGAAUCAUAUGCAAAUCCACCGUCGCCGCCGCAGUUCACGGCCUGGCUGCGCUGAGAACGCUCCUGUAUUCAUCGCUGGACACGUGGCUAAAGGCACCUCAUUGUUCGUCUUGGGCUCGGGGGAGUCUGCCCCAGGCACAAGCAACUGCCCCCUGAUUAAGAGCAAUGCGUACGGCGUCGCCGUCAUGAUGUCAGCCCGUCUAAAACACGAAGAAGAAUUCGUCUUAGAAAAGUUAGACCGUCUCAUCAUCGCUGGCGGAAAUAGCGUAAUGGCAGCAAGCGCUACCGUUGGCAUGAUCCUCGGGUUGGUGAUCCUCGUGCUGGUGGUCGGUCUUCUGGUGUCCAGCUUCCAGUGGCGCAAAAAACUGCGUAGACUCCAAGUCCCUGUGCGGCCUCCGGUUCCCGACACCCUUCCGUUACAACCGCUGCCACCUGCCCGACAUCCGCGGCAGGAUCAGAACGCACAGCAGCGAGAUGCUCAACAACAGGGAGCUGCAAACUGCAGAGAAUCUGCUGUUUAUGAUGACGUUUAUGAUUUCCGCGCCGGGUGGGUUCCGGCAGACGACUUGCCCGUUUCUAUGGCGAACAUCGAAACAUUCCUCAACAAGAGCAUCGGGUCGCUGUACAUGAAGCACAAGUUCUCGAGCAUCCCGGUGAACCGCGACAAACCCACAAGAGUGGCAGCAUUGGCUGGCAAUCUAAAAAAGAACAGAUACGGCAACAACUUACCUUACGACGACACGAGGGUGCACUUGCUGGAGAUCGAUGAUUAUGCCGCGUACAUCGAUCCGCACUCCGAUUACAUCAACGCCAGCCACAUCACCGUAAGUUUCUCACAGCAUUCAACGCCAUUGUAUUCUUACCAACACUUCAUUCAUCUCAUUCAUUCUAGCAACAACUACAUCAGUAGUUGUGGAGCUAAGACGACGUUGAGGGCUACAACCGAGGAAGUUGUUGGUGAGCAAGCGUGUGCUGUGCAAACGAGAGCUCAGCGAAAAGAAGAGAAUUCACCAACGAAGUUGCCAAUGCCUACAAAGUUACACAUGCGGGUGAGUGUUAACGGUAAACGCCUUCCCCCUUCCCCGACCCUGAAUGACUCGCCCUCGCUAGACCGUAAUCUCUUCCCCCGGACCGUAAAUCUCCCUCCUCCUGACCGUAAAGCCCCACCCCCGACCGUAAACGAAGUUACGUCGCUGGCGCCGUAA
Molecule: messenger RNA, 1738 nt
Organism: Hyalella azteca
Lineage: Eukaryota; Metazoa; Arthropoda; Malacostraca; Amphipoda; Hyalellidae
Exons: 12
Coding region: 251-1738 (495 amino acids)
Biological process (GO): protein dephosphorylation
Molecular function (GO): protein tyrosine phosphatase activity
Source: RefSeq, a predicted model, not a curated record